Messenger RNA from Merops nubicus (carmine bee-eater), 1102 nucleotides. It is a transcript of the gene TMEM268, whose product is annotated as chromosome unknown open reading frame, human C9orf91. The annotation marks the transcript as partial. The transcript is spliced from 9 exons. Lineage: Eukaryota; Metazoa; Chordata; Aves; Coraciiformes; Meropidae. The record is from RefSeq and is a predicted model, not a curated record.
AUGGCCCAUGCCAGCCAGGCUGGUGGAGCUGAGAAAAAUGGGUCACCUUCCUCCAUCCUCUACUGUAAGAGUGAUCUGAAGGAAGGAUCCCUGCAGUGGGUGAAAGAACCCCUCAAUGGCCAGGUGCUCAUGGUGCUCAGCACAGACAACAACUGCUCAGCCACCUCCUUUGACAUGGAGCUUUGUGCAGAGAAACUGAAGUCCCUUGGGAUUCAGGUGGCAGGGGCUGAGUGGAGGAGGUUGCUCCAGGAUGCUGUCCUGAAGCCUGAGGUGAGGAGGUACAUGUUCUACAACUCCAGGGCCUUCCAGAUCGCCAUCGCCGUGGUUUUCUACGUGUCUCUCUGGACAAACAUUUACUCCACAGUCCAGCUGUGCUCCUUCGGGCGCUCCUGGGAGGCCAGUGUGCUGGUGACCCUGGCUGCUGUCACACUCACCCUGGCUGUGAUCCUGGUCAUGGACCGGCGCCAGAGGAAGAUAAAUAUGAAUACAGAUGUGAGGCUGGCAGCUGUCAAUGAAAUCUUCCUCAAACACAGUUUAAUACUAGGGAUUACAGAUGCCCUGGAUGGGUCACACAACAUCCUACAACUGUGGUUCGUGCACUUCAGCCCAGAGAGCUGCCUCCAGUCCCUGUCAGCCCACAUCAGGGACCUGCAGAGGACACGAGAGCCGAGCCUGCAGCACAGCCUGGACCAGCUCUGCGUGGUGAUGGAGGCUGUGGUUCAGCCCGAGCGGGGCACAGAGGAGGAGGCUUCCCAUGAAGAGUCCCCUCUUUUAUCCAGUGGAGUGAACCUAAAUAAAAAGCCUGUGACCUGCAACGAGCUGCUCCACCUCGUUCCUGAGGGCCCACCAGAGGUGAUGGCCCAGCAGCUCCUGGUGAUCUUCAGCGGGUGCUACGUCCGGCUGCUGGUCACUGGGCAGCUCCCUCGGGCCCUGGCAGGGGGGCACCUGGAGCACAGCCCCCUGCCUUGUCUCUGCCAGUUCAUCCAGACCACCGCCCUCAAAACGCCCCGGAGCUGGUUCAUGGGCCGGGGACCACAGGGGGCUGGAAGGGCCCAAAAGUGCCAGGGUGGCAAUUCUUUUUCCUGCCAGAUGGAGAAUUCUG